UAUGUGCGUAAGUUUUCAUGUGGUAGCUAAAAGAAUAGUAACAGAUUGGCGGGAACAAUUGUUAAUCUAACAAUUAUUGUUUGUUUAGUUAUAAAGUUUAUUUAUCACGAACAAUCACUUAUACAAGCUGAUUUGAAUAAUUGCGGUAAAAGAUAUUAAUCUUAAAAUUUCUUAAAAACAAAAAAUGGCGGAAAAAUUAGAAGAUUUAAAUUUACCAAAUGCUGUAGUUACAAGAAUAAUAAAAGAAGCAUUACCAGACGGAGUAACAGUAGGGAAAGAAGCAAGAGUUGCAGUUGCAAAAGCGGCAUCAAUAUUUAUUCUUUAUCUUACAACUUCUGCUAAUACAUUAGCAAAAAAAGCAAACAGAAAAACAAUUACGGGGCAGGAUGUUUUACAAGCUAUGGAAGAAAUAGAAUUUGAUAGAUUUAUUAAUCCCCUUAAUGAAGCUUUAAGUAAUUUUAAAAAAUCACAAAGAGAAAAAAAAGACACUCAUUUAAAGAAGAAACAAUUAAAAGAUGACAAAUUAACAAAUGAUAUAAUUGAUGAUGAAUAA
Messenger RNA from Chelonus insularis, 553 nucleotides. RefSeq names its product DNA polymerase epsilon subunit 3 Chrac-14 (gene Chrac-14). Gene Ontology annotation, cellular component: epsilon DNA polymerase complex; CHRAC. NCBI's taxonomy places the organism in Eukaryota, Metazoa, Arthropoda, Insecta, Hymenoptera, Braconidae. The transcript is spliced from 2 exons. Gene Ontology annotation, biological process: DNA damage response; heterochromatin formation; leading strand elongation. The record is from RefSeq and is a predicted model, not a curated record. Gene Ontology annotation, molecular function: chromatin DNA binding; protein heterodimerization activity. Bases 185 to 553 code for a protein of 122 amino acids.